This is a messenger RNA of Momordica charantia (bitter melon), 1226 nucleotides long. RefSeq names its product patatin-like protein 2. NCBI's taxonomy places the organism in Eukaryota, Viridiplantae, Streptophyta, Magnoliopsida, Cucurbitales, Cucurbitaceae. The record is from RefSeq and is a predicted model, not a curated record. Gene Ontology annotation, molecular function: glycerophospholipase activity; monoacylglycerol lipase activity. Gene Ontology annotation, biological process: lipid metabolic process.
UCAAACAUAACAUAUUCUCCUCUCUCCCUCUCUGAUCUUACAAAACAAACAUGGCAGCUGAUUUUGGGAAGGGGAAGAUGGUAACAAUUUUGAGUAUUGAUGGUGGUGGCAUUAGAGGCAUUAUUCCCGGAACUAUUCUCGCUUUUCUCGAGUCUAAGCUUCAAGAAUUGGAUGGCCCAGAUGUGAGAAUUGUAGAUUACUUUGAUGUAAUGGCUGGAACAAGUACAGGUGCCUUGGUCACCUCCAUGCUUUCAGCUCCCAAUGAGAACAAUCGACCUUUAUAUGCUGCAAAGGAUCUCACUAAAUUCUAUUUAGAACAUGCUCCAAAGAUCUUCCCACAGAGGAAUCAUCUUUUAAGUUCAGUGGUGAAUUUAUUCGGAAAAGUUAUGGGCCCAAAGUACGAUGGCAAAUACUUGAGGUCAUUGAUAAAUGAAUUGCUUGGAGAUCUAACAAUUAAGCAAACAUUAACCCACGUUGUUAUUCCAACUUUUGACAUCAAACUUCUUCAACCCGUGAUUUUCAACACAAUCGAGGCAAGAUGGAAAGAGUUGCAGAAUCCAAGGUUGGCAGAUGUUUGCAUUAGUACUUCUGCAGCACCAACUUUUUUUCCCGGUCAUGAAUUUCAAACUAAAGACUCCAGGGGAAAUACUCGUAAUUUUGAUAUGGUUGACGGUGGAGUUGCUGCCAACAAUCCAACAUUAGCUGCCAUAACCCACGUUACAAAAGAGAUAAGCCUCUUGAGAAGAACAAUGGAGUUUAUGAAGAUAAAACCGAUGGAAACAAGAAGGAUGUUGGUCCUUUCUUUAGGAACUGGUGCACCUAAAAAUGAUAGCAAAUAUUGUGUAUCAAAGUCUUCUAAAUGGGGUAUGCUUGGUUGGGUCUACAGCAAUGGAGCAACACCUAUAGUUGACAUUUUCAGUGAUGCGAGUUCCGAUAUGGUCGACUAUCAUAUUUCUAGCAUCUUCCAAUCUACCUACUGUGACAAACAUUAUCUACGUAUUCAGGAUGACACGUUGACCGGUGACGUAUCAUCGGUGGAUAUUGCAACUAAAGAUAAUUUACAGAAGCUUGUAAAUGUUGGGGAGAAUCUACUGAAGAAACCAUUGUCAAGGGUAAAUUUGGAAUCGGGAAAGUUUGAACCAGUUGAUGAAGGCACCAAUGAAGAAGCUCUCUUUGAAUUUGCUAAAAUGUUAUCAGAAGAGAGAAAGUUACGAUUGAGCCCUUAG